Molecule: messenger RNA, 2487 nt
Organism: Ornithodoros turicata
Lineage: Eukaryota; Metazoa; Arthropoda; Arachnida; Ixodida; Argasidae
Exons: 8
Coding region: 23-1528 (501 amino acids)
Source: RefSeq, a predicted model, not a curated record
UUUGGACUUACUUGAGGCGAAAAUGGGCGGAUGUUCAGCACUUAACUGUACUAAUUCGGCGGAAAAAGGUCAUAAAAUGUAUCGUGUACCCUGGGAUCCUGCGCGGAAGAUGCAGUGGGCUGUCGCAAUUCGCCGCAAGAAGAAGAAUGGUGACUUGUGGAUACCGGGCGUCGGGGCUCGGAUAUGUUUCGCGCACUUCGUUGAAGGAUCCAGGAGCGACGAUCCAAAUCAUGUGGACUACGUGCCAUCCAUUUUCGAGUAUGACGAUGCAAGCCGCGCACGUUCAUACCGCAGGAUCCAGAGCCACAGGCGCCACGUCGCUGUAGAGAAGAAGCGUGCGACGGCGAGGGAACACGAAAACGAAGCCCCUGAAUACACUGCGAAUGAAAAUCUGCCAUCCGCAUCGGUUGUGUCGGAGGCUCAUGACUGCGGUGCAUACAAUGACUAUUUUGACUAUCAACUAAGCCCUACAACAUCGAAUAGCGGAACAGCGGAUGCAGGAACACAGACCUCAGAUUAUCAUGGCUUCUGCUCGAGCUGUAAUACACUUGCAAGUGAGUGUGAAAAACUAAAAGAAAGCCUUGAGGCGUCAAGAAAGCAGUGCCAGAAGCUAAGGGGUCGUCUUGCUGCUCAACAGAAUGUUGAGAAGAUGAGUGAGAAGAAAGUGGCCUUUUACACGGGACUCACAAAGACAACAUUUCUAGCGCUGCUGGCAGUUGUUGCAGCUGUUGUGCCAUGGAAGCGUAAGAAUCUGCCUUGUGGAAGCCAACUUCUGCUACUGUUGAUGCGACUGAGACUUGGGCUACAAGUUACAGACCUAGCCUACAGGUUCAACAUCUCCAUUGGUACUGCAAGCCGCAUCUUCAAACUCUGGCUGGGACCAGUGGCAUCUGUGUGCCGCACGCUCAUUGUGUUUCCCAAACCGGACGUUGCUAGAAGCUGGCUGACAGACAGGGAGAGUUCCCAUUUCCCAAAUUUGAAGGGAAUAAUUGACUGCAGUGAGGUACCCGUUUCCAGGCCUUACAACCUGUCGACGCAGCAACAAGUGUGGAGUAACUACAAACAAGACUCAACACUCAAGUUUUUGGUUUGUGUAAAUCCACACGGGUGUAUUACCUUCAUCUCCAAAGCAUUUGGUGGAAGGAUAUCUGAUAAAGAAAUCACAAUAGAAAGUGGCUUUCUGGAAUUGCUCCUGCCAGGGGACCAAAUUUUGGCUGACAGGGGGUUCUUGUUGCACGAAGAAUUCUUACUUCGCAACGUGCAACUCAUCACGCCUGCAUUCACAAAAGGAAGGACGCAGCUUCUACCAAGUGAGGUGGAAAGUUCCAGAAGGAUUUCGUCCUCACGCAUCAUUGUAGAAAGGGCCAUCGGACAUCUUAAGAAGUGGAAGGUGCUCUCAAACACUGUUCCAUAUACGAUGGUGCAACACUUCGACGACAUCCUUACCAUAAUCGCAGGACUGACGAACACUGCUCCUUCUCUUCUAAGUGAAUACGGGGUGCCAGCCACUGACACGGAAUGUCCGUAGGCACUGGUGUCUCCACCUUCUCCUUAUUCCACGCCUCAAGUACGAAACAUACUGCGGCUGCAUGACUGCAGCACUCUCCGAGCCUUUGGAAAAAUUGUAAUCGUCAAGCAAAAUCGAGCUACCUGGUGUAGGCACUUCUUACCAGUUCCUGUGCAAUGUACUUACUGUGUGGAAUUGUGCGUGGCUGUGAUAACAUUAUAAACUCAAAAUAUGAAAAUAUCACUAAAGUCACGUCUCAAACUAAAAGGGAAUGACUACAUCUAACAAAGCAAGUGUUGGGCUCGUUGGUGCAUAUUUAAUUUAAAAAUGAUUAAAUUAUUCGUCCUCGUCCUACCCAGCACUGUUUUUUUAUCUGUCUUAAAUUGAACGACCACAUGUGUAUGGUCCUCAGAGUGUGGAAGAUUGUUGUGUAAAAUAGUGCCUGUAUGCACAUGUGCAUUCAUGUGAGGAUUGAAUUAUUGAGGUUUUCUUUACAAAGAAUAUGAAUACACAAAUGCAAAACUACAUAUAUUGUAUAACUACGUUUUCCUAAUGGGAAUAAAUUCUUAUCCAUAUUCUUUACUACAGAGAACAAACAACAUAAUAAAGGAUGACUGCAGGGGGUCUGAUGCUUCCAGGCCACGUAGUCAUUCUUUAGAGGCGUUUUGAGAGCUGGGUAACGCAGGCAGCAGUUGUAGCCCUCCAGUAACUGCACAAUAUACAAGAUGUCCAGACUUAUUUAAUGUUGUGACAAGUUCACUUUGCUGUGACCACAUAAGGGAAGUACCUACCCUGCCAUGCAUGUACAGGUGGCAUCCCUUAUUUUGCCACAUGUUUCAAUCACCACCCAGCACACAUAGGGUGCUGAUGACCUUUGGGAGGGGCUUACGGUUCCUUUCAGUAUGAUGUACCCUGGCUCUGGCACAGACACCAGUAUGCUGUGCACUUUCCCUGUUUGUAGAGUGAACACAAAGUAUGAA